This is a messenger RNA of Prorocentrum cordatum, 2995 nucleotides long. Lineage: Eukaryota; Dinophyceae; Prorocentrales; Prorocentraceae. The record is from the annotation of a GenBank genome assembly.
CAGUCCGUGGAGAUGAUUUCACAACUUGCCCAUCGGCUUGCAGCGUUUGGUAUGAAGUUGAAACUUAAGGAGAGCAAGAUGAUGCCAGGCAUGGGAUUGGGGCCAUCGCCGUCCUAUGUUCUCUGCCGGCCACCCGGGCAGGAAGCGAUGGGAAUUCUUUUGGUGACCGAGACGGGUCUCCUGGGAACACGCUUCGAUGGAGCUGCUUGCAGCGGUUUUGCAGCGCGGUUCUUCAAAAUUGGCCGAGGUGGGUUUGCGCUGAGCUGGGCCUGUUGCACGCCAGUCACCGACGAUCCGACGGCGCAGUUUCUGGCGGCUGGUCAUCGGGCGCGUCGGCAUCCCUAGAGGCGGCCGGGUCCUGGAGGAUGGUCGAGGGUCGCGUCGAAGAGGCAGUCGCUAAACUAAAAGCGAGCAGGAGUGCAUAAGAAGGACUGAAAGAAGGAGGGGCAUGGGAACCUGGCCACUGAGUUGUUGGUUCAAGCUUCCGCAGUUGGUUGCAACUUGGAAGUCGCUGGCGACCCCGCCCUCUGCAAGCAUCGAGAUGGGUUGCUGCAUGGCGUCCUACCGGUCGCAGGCCUGGUUCACCCGCGGCUUCUACAAGCACAUGCUCGGGCGCAAGGCCGCCGAGCCGCAAUUGCCCCCGCACAUGCCGGAGCUGGAGGAGGUCCCUGUGACAGCGGAUGUGCAGGCACGGUGGGAGAGCUGCGGCGGCCUGGAGCUCGACCCCGUGCUCGGCAGUGGAGCGGUCGUCCUGAUGGACGCGGAGUGGAUGGUGAGGCGAGCGCGCACUGGCGGCGUCCUCGAGCCGCGCCAGGCGUUGCCGCCGACGGCCUUCAUUUCCCACAGCGCCGUCAAAGCCGCCAGUAAUGAUCAAAUAGACAUCGAUUUGCUGCACAUCGCGUUCAUAUCACACUGCUGGCUGCAGGCGAACCACCCGGAUCCACGCGGGCACAACCUGCGCAUCGUGGGCCAGGCCCUGCAGCUGCUGCUGGGCUAUUUCAGGGGCCGCUGGGGUGUAUUCAUGGACUUCUGCUGCAUCCAUCAAAACUGCAGGGACCGCGAGGGCGUUCCCCAGCAGCACACCUACCAGCGGCUCGAAGGCUCAGAUUCGUUCGAGGACGAUGCCCUCGGCCGCUUCGAGCUGGAGCAUGCGCUCUUCAAGGAGGCAUUGGGGAGCCUGGGGAGCUUCUACUCCCACCCCGCCACUGUCGUCUUCAUGCUGACGCGGUUUCCAGAUGAUUACGGCGAUGCUGCAAAGUACACCCGGUCGGGCAACACGGAGCAGUACUUCAACCGUGGCUGGUGCUUCUGCGAGUCCUCCUGGGGGAUGCUGACGAAGCCGUCUUUCUUGCUCUUGGACCUCGGCCGAUGCACGGGAGCGGAGACCCACUACGGGGAGUUGCUGGAGACCUGCCGCGCGGGGCGCCGGGCGCCCCUCCUGCCCGACGCCUUCGACGAGGAGCUGCAGAGCAAGGGCUUCACCAACGGCAAGGACGACCGGCCCCGGGUCGCCGAGCUCUACCGCUCCGCCUUCGCGCAGCGCUUCGAGGCCGCGGAGGAGCUGCUCUACGGCGGGCUGCAGUGGGGGGACGAGGAGGCGCAGCAGCUGGCCGCCGUGCUCGCCUCGGGCGCGCUGCCCCAGCUGCAGGAGCUCGACCUCGGCGACAACCGCGUGGGCGACGAGGGCGCCGCGCGGCUGGCGGAGGCCCUGCGCGCCCCGGGCGCGCUGCCCCAGCUGCAGGAGCUCUACCUCGGCAACAACCCGCUCGGCGUCGGCGGCCGGGCGGCGCUGCGCGCCGCGUGGGCGGAGGCCGGGCGCCCGCAUGACGGCCUGUGGCUCGGCUACUGAGGAGGGCCGGGCGCGGCGCGGCGCGCGGCCGUCCGAGGCGCGCGGCGAGCGGGGCGUGCGCAGUAGGGUCAUCAGCUGCUGUCACUGCUGCUGGUACACGCCGAUCCUAUUUCAAGAAUCGAUAUGCUUUUGCUGUGGCUCGUUAUUCUCUGGGAGGGCCUGAGCCCGAUCUACUUCAUCCGCCUUCCUACUUCAUGUUUUUACCCACUUCUUCCGACCGACGGGUAAUGAGCGUGGUGGGGGGUAUCACGGGAUUCUGGGGCGGGCCCAGGCUGCUGGGAAUUACUUGCCUGGGGGGGCAGGGUAUGCCGGGGCCUGCCAGCCAGGGCCUAAGGUCGUUUUCAACCUGUUCGGUGCAAGGUUGGACCACUGCCUUGAGUGAAUGACGUAGGAGCGCCCGUGCGCUGUGUCUGGUGCAUCGUCCACGACGGACCGCUGCACUUCCAAGUCUAUAAUGAUUCGGAUAUUUGUUUCUCGGCGCCUACCCUACAGAAUAUGCCGCAUCCAAUACUGGGAUUGCUUUCGACGCCUCGCCUCGCAGUAGCCUUCAUCACAAUUGCAGGCUGACCACGUGGCCUCAAGGUAGGCUGAGCUUGGUUCCAGAAAUAUUUUCCAUGUGCUCAUCUGUUUCCAUCCGUGCGAUGAGAGAAGUCGGUGUCGGUCGAGUAUCUCUCUCGACGCGUACCGAGCACGUCCGUCUUUUUGCCACAGGGGGAAGGAGACAGAGCUCGAAGGGCCAGCUUUCCCCAAAAAGUGAGUGCCGUACCGUGGAGGACUUCGCUCGACUCUCCUGUGGUAUCGGCUGCGCGUGCCGGGGUUCCUUUGGGGUCCACGGUGGUAAGCAUGUGUCCUUCACUCUCCUCCUGCCUCUCCAAGUUGAUGGCCUUGCACGUCAGCAGGCCGCUGACGGGAGCAUUAGUUCGCCAGCAAGGUCGAGGGAUCUUCGGCGCCAGCAGUGAGUGCGUCAAGCGUCGGAUGUCAGGCGGACGGAUGGUGCGGUAUUCACUUUCGCACAUGACGUCUGGCGCCCCGCAAGUCCUCUGAUGAUAGUUUGGCCCGGCUCCCAGCUGCUGGCAAUCACCUGAGGCGUUGUCAUGCCUCUUCUCCCUCCUCCCAUCGUGCUUUCUCCUCCCUCCUCCCCCUCCU